UAUGUUAUCAAUGGUACAACACGUGGUAAGGCUUGCAUACAAGUGGUGGAAAAACUUGUCAUAAGUGAAGACUGUUUGGUAUUAAACAUAUGGACACCAAAUGCGGGCAAUAAUAACACAAACAAAUCACAGCUCAAACCCAUUAUGUUUUGGAUACACGGCGGAGCUCUUGUAUUUGGGUCAAUAAAUAUGUAUAACGGUAGUUUUUUGGCCGCACACGAUGUGGUUAAAGAAAAUGCCCAUAAGUUUGGCGGAGAUAUGGAUCAGAUCACCAUUUUUGGUGAGAGCGCCGGGAGUUGGUCG
Medioppia subpectinata is the source of this 303-nucleotide messenger RNA. Lineage: Eukaryota; Metazoa; Arthropoda; Arachnida; Sarcoptiformes; Oppiidae. The record is from the annotation of a GenBank genome assembly.